AUGGAGAACGCAUCUACUCAGGGCAAGAUGAGGUUGGAUCGGAUGCCACCGGAGAUCAUCCUGAUGAUUUUCAAAAUCAUACAUCCCCGAGACAUUCUGGCCUUGAACCUCACCAGCACUACUUUCCGCAAUUCUUUUCUCGCGCAUGAAGGCAUCAUCAUCGGCGAAUUGGUUGCUUCAAUUCGACGUAUGCUUCCCGAUGACCUGCUUCACCUUGCCAUGGUCGCCGUCUACCUCCGCUUCACGAACGCCAAAGUCGACUAUACCGCAAACGACAUCAACCCAGCGGAGCAUUCCGAGCGCCUGAUUGAUUACGUCGAACGCUCUUUCGAUGACCCAGUAACGAGAUGGCCGCAACAGCAGCUUCACCCGGUGGACGUGAUAGCAAUCGAAGCGCUGGUCAGCGAAGCCGACUUGAUAGGCGUUGCAAGAGAAGACCGUCUAAUGGAAGGCAAUGAUGUUGACUUUGUUUUUCCGUGGAAGCUUAGAAACCCAACCGCACUUAUUGUGGCACGCGACAAGCUUCCGAUCUUGAUCUUCGAGAUCUGUUGCCAAUGCGUUCUUCGUCAUGGUGAGGUUCUUGACACGGCCGAGGAGACGCGGUUGCUCGAUAAAGUUGCGCGAGUUGUCCGCGACGGUGUCACAAAGCUCUGGGGCAGCGAUGGACGUAUCGAGGCCGUGUGGGCGCAAGAUAGUGGCCUGAUCAUGAGACCGGGAGCUUAUCUCCGGUCUCUUGGGAGGCCCUCGCACCUCGGCUCAGACACGCUGUGCGUAAGGUGGUCGAAGUUCAAGGAAUUUGUAAUCGACCGUAUGCGCUGUGGCCAGAACGUGUCCAACUUUUGA
Messenger RNA from Colletotrichum gloeosporioides, 843 nucleotides. RefSeq lists its product as uncharacterized. The record is from RefSeq and is a predicted model, not a curated record. The coding region runs from base 1 to 843 and encodes 280 amino acids. Gene Ontology annotation, molecular function: protein binding. Lineage: Eukaryota; Fungi; Ascomycota; Sordariomycetes; Glomerellales; Glomerellaceae. The transcript is spliced from 2 exons.